CAACCCAACUACCCGCUUUGAAACUAAAGGCAUGCCCUUCUUUCUUGCCGUCCUUCCCUCCGUCGCCGCCGUCGCCGCCUUCCGAUUCCUCCGUCGCUGCCUCACGCCGCCGCCCCACCUUCCAAUCCCUCCUCCUCCACUCAUAUCCCCCUCCACCAAACCCUUCUCCACCAACCGCCUCUCCUCCUCCAGCGGCACCACCAUGGACGGCCACCGCCCCUCCACCCUCCUCCUCCUCGCCGGAAAAUCCGCCGAAGAGAACGACCUUGCGCAAUCGCUCAAGUCCAAGACUGAAACCCUAAAGCUCGGAGGCGAAGAAGAAGAGAUUAGAAUUUUAUUGCAACACGAGAUGGAUUCCAUUACUCCCCCGACCUUCAACUCCCAGCUCUACAUGGACGCCCUCUCCACCAGCCUCUUCGGGAGGCUACUCAUCUGGUCCCCGAGGCUUUCCUCCACCCACGACCUCGUUUCCCAGAAUUUCUCAGAGCUUCCACUAGGUACGGUGUGUAUUACCGACAUCCAGUUCAAAGGAAGAGGUCGAGCGAAGAAUGCGUGGGACUCACCGGAGGGUUGCCUUCUGUUCUCAUUUACGUUACAAAUGGAGGAUGGGCGCAAGCUGCCUUUGUUACAGUAUGUCGUGUCUCUCGCAGUGACAGAGGCGAUCAACGAGUCAUGCCGAGCCAAAGGAUUGCCGCAACUUGAUGUUAGAAUAAAGUGGCCCAAUGAUCUAUAUCUAGAUGGGCUUAAAGUUGGAGGCAUCCUUUGCACCUCAACCUAUAGAUCAAAGAAAUUCAAUGUUUGUUCUGGUAUUGGCUUGAACUUGGAUAAUGAGAAGCCAACCACGUGUUUGAAUACAACACUGCAAAAAUGGGGUUCUGGUACAAAUCGACUAACUAGGGAGGAUAUACUUGCAGCAUUUUUCAAUAGCUUUGAAAAUCUUUAUGAGAUCUUUUUGAUUCAAGGCUUUCAAGUUCUUGAGGAGCUAUACUAUAAGACAUGGCUUCAUAGUGGCCAGAAAGUUAUCAUAGAGGAACAACAUGAGGGAAAAUCUGUGGAACAGAUCGUAGUUACAGUUCAGGUAAUGUGGAAAUGUAGAAUUUCUUUAAAAAAUUACAAUCCAUGUGAUAUCUCUUACAUCAUUCAGGGAUUGACAUCAUCUGGAUAUCUAUUGGCUACUGAUGAGGACAAGAAAAGCUAUGAACUUCAUCCUGAUGGUAAUAGCUUUGACUUCUUCAAAGGACUAGUCAGGAGAAAGUUGGGGUGAAAAUAAAAGGGAAGUGCUAAAGAGGCAGCAACAGUCAAUGAGGAAAAGAGUAAAUGAUGGGUGAGGAUUUAGUUUCUGCUACCUAUUAACUGAAGUUUUCUAGCAACAGAGGUGUCGAAUGAGAAUCCAACUAUGCUACCAUACAUCGGUUUGUAUAGUUAAGAAAAAUUACUCGUCGGUUACAGAAUUUUUCUUUUGAUGUUUAAUGUAUAUUAGCAUGUUUCUUGUCCAGUAUAAGGGUUGUAUACGCUACAUGAUAUCAUUUUUGUACUUGGGCACCAAGCUAGAAAAAUAUAAUAAGACCUGAGAAGAAUAUCGGACAUGUCCAUGG
Messenger RNA from Phoenix dactylifera (date palm), 1595 nucleotides. Lineage: Eukaryota; Viridiplantae; Streptophyta; Magnoliopsida; Arecales; Arecaceae. The record is from RefSeq and is a predicted model, not a curated record.